GCGAGCGAGUUUUCAGCAGAUAAGGCGCGCGCCACUCCCACCACACGCAGACGCAGGCGUCCAAGGAAAACCCCAUCGAUGGGCAUGGGGACACUAGCCGUCGCCCACAAGCUCUCGCUCACCUCCGCCUUCCUCCCGCGCCACCGUCGGCCCUGCCGCUCCUCCUCUUCAUCCGCCCAGCACCCCCGUCGCCGGCGCCAUGGCGCGGUGGUGGCGUACAUGGAGCCGGACCCGAACUCGCCGGCGGCCAUCCUGGGCCGCAUCGUGGGGGCCCUCCCCGUGGUGGGCCUCGUGGCGCGCAUCCUGACCGACGACGGCGGCGUCGGCGGCGACACCGUGGACUUCGCCGAGUUCCGCCGCCGCGUCAGCAAGAAGUGCACCGUCAUGGACUCCCAGGCCUUCUACGACUUCAACGACCGCCGCGGCAAGGUAGGAGAUCCUUUCUACGUUCUGCUCUGCUGCUGGCUGGCCGCCGUCGGCGCCGGGCUGCUGAAAACAGAGGAGAUCCUGGAAGGCGUGGCGCGUCUCCGCAUGUCCAGCGACAUCGAGUACGAGGAGGAGACCUUCCUCGACAUGAUGAAGAUCGCAAGGGAGAAACGAGCGAAAUCGAAGGGGCAAGCGCCGCAGAUACCCAUGGAGGUGCGGGCGGAGAAGGCCCUGGAGGCCAUCUACGUGUGCUGCUUCGGGCAGGACAUGGUGGAACCGGAGGACGAGAAGCUCCUGUGCACGAUGCUGAACGCGGUGUUCCCGUCGGUGGGGAGGCCGGCGGUGGAGAGGAUGGUAUCCGCCAUGGCGAAGCAAGUGGCGGAUGGCGAGAGGUUGGUGUCCGCCAAGGUCGUGUCCAAGGAGGUGGUGCAGCGGCAGCUCAAGGAUCUGGAGUUCCUGCAGCAGAACAAGCUGGACUCGAUAUGAGACGGCGGACAUUUUUGUCAGAUAGAUCAAUCGACCGAUGGUGUGUUAUUCAGUCUGAGGAACAGAUGGAUGGAGAAUGAGUUUCAACUAGGCGUGGUAGGAGGAUAAGAUGCCAGCCAUUAUACGUGCGUUGCUGCAAUUUGCACACUGGAAACAAUAUUCUUGAUGUAAUUCUCCUCGGCUCCUUCUGGUGUCGCAGUGUGAUGUGCGUUAUCAGACGAUGAGACGAGUUAGGAAUAACAAUGUUUUAGCUUCAGUUUUCUAGGUUCUUAUUCAAAUACUAUCAUAAGAUUCUUAUGUACCCAGUACUCAAAA
Molecule: messenger RNA, 1227 nt
Organism: Brachypodium distachyon (stiff brome)
Lineage: Eukaryota; Viridiplantae; Streptophyta; Magnoliopsida; Poales; Poaceae
Product: photosystem I assembly factor PSA3, chloroplastic
Exons: 3
Coding region: 79-912 (277 amino acids)
Biological process (GO): photosystem I assembly
Source: RefSeq, a predicted model, not a curated record